Messenger RNA from Lactuca saligna, 1273 nucleotides. NCBI's taxonomy places the organism in Eukaryota, Viridiplantae, Streptophyta, Magnoliopsida, Asterales, Asteraceae. The record is from the annotation of a GenBank genome assembly.
CACAACAACACAAUCAUUUGCUCCCAUUUCAGGCCUGCAUGUCGCUACCCUCGAAAACCAACAGAAAUAACUGAACACACACGAAAUUACCAAAAUACCCUCCACUCUCUACUUUUGCAUCAUAUACCACACAGAUACCCUCAGCGAAACCACAGGCAGAGAGAGCUUCUGAAUUUUUCCUUUUCACUCUCUCUCUCUCUCUCCUUUUGUCUCCCUCUCUUUCUCCAUCCUCCUUCCUCUUCCCAAAGUUGUUUCCCACCAAGAAAAACCAAAGAUGGGAUGUGGGAAAUCAAAACACGCAGUUGUCACCGAGACCACCAUCGUCAAAUCCACAAAAUCUGAUGACGGGAAAGAAACCCGCAAAACCAAAACCAUCACGGAGAAAGGCGACUCCAUGUCCGUACAAGAAGUCGAAACAACAACAUCUGUUGUCGAAGACACCAAGAAGGAGACCACCACAACAAAAGUAGACCCCAUCGGUACUGCCAAUGUGGCCCCCACAUUGGCAGACCAAGAAGUCUCAAAAGAAGAUGAGAAGAUCACCGAUGUGGCCCCCACAGAUGAUGUGGACGACGUCAUGAAAGCCGUGAAGGAAGAUGAAGAAGUUAAGAAUUCGGAUAUCACCGACGUGGUCCCCACAUCAAAUGAAGGUUGUGUGGAAGUUGUGAAAGAUGACGAGAAGAAAGAAUCCACGGAUGAAAAGGACGCUAAGAAAGAUAAUGUGAUUCCCACGUUGAGGGAGAAUGUUAUGGAAGCCACAUUGGUCAUGAAGGAUGACAAAAAGUUUAAUGAUUCCAAAGAAGAAAUGACCUAUGAAACACCAAUGAAAGCCAACGAAGAUUUUCCGAUCACCGAGUUCACAACCCCAAAAGUCCAGGAACUAAAAGCCAAAGAAUCGACCAAAGUGGAAACAAAGAAAGAAGAAGAUGUGAAGGUGACAGUAGCAGACAUUGCUAACACAGAGUCCUCACCCGCAACAGAACCUAAGAAGGUUCCCACCACCGAUGAGGCAAAUGUUGUGGAAACAAAAGAGAAAGAAACAUGAGACAAAAAUGAAGGACAAGAUGAAAUCCUGGACAAUGCAUAAAUGUGGCUCACGUCAUAUCAUAUGGUCGUGGUUUAAUGUAAUAUCUUUGGAAAGUUGCUAUAUUUUUAGAUUGUAUACUUCUAGAUCUACUGUGAACAUACCUCAGAGAUUACAAUGUGUGACAUUUAGAAGUUUUCAAAUAUCCAGUUUCGUCCUUCAUCUAUUUACUACCUUACUUAUUUUGGA